Messenger RNA from Equus quagga, 1891 nucleotides. RefSeq names its product carboxylesterase 4A (gene CES4A). NCBI's taxonomy places the organism in Eukaryota, Metazoa, Chordata, Mammalia, Perissodactyla, Equidae. The record is from RefSeq and is a predicted model, not a curated record.
UCAGGGUGUAGGAGGAAGGGUGAGGAGCACCCGAAGAAGAGACUGGACAAAGCAGAGAGGAGCAAGGAGGCCUGAGGCCCUUAAAUCCACAGAGAGGAAACCUGGGGGCUGAGGGUCCAAGUGCCCCAGUGUUCUGCUCCCAACUUCACACCUCCUAUGUGCUCAGAGAUUGACUCACACUAGCUCAAAUUUAAGCCCGUUGCACAGAUGAGCAAACUGGGCAGAGAUUGCAGUUUGGUUAGUUUUUUGAAGAGCCAAGUCCGUCUAUAAGGACCUGUCACUCCAAGGCUGAGACAAGGCUGUGGGCUGGUCGGAGGGCUGGCCACAGUUUCUCCUGCCCCAGCACCUGCUGAUGCGGAUUGAGGAAAGAUAAAAGUGGGACUCUCAGUGCUCAUGCACUGUAGACACAGCUACAAGCAGACAACUGCAGCGUGGACAUCACUCCAGCCCGUGGCAGGAGCUGGCCAGCCAGAGCAUGAGCCGGAUUCUGUGCCUGAGCCUCACCCUCUGCCUGAUGAUACAGACAGCCCUGAGUGCCCUGCACACCAAGGAGCCUUUACUGGUUACCAAAUAUGAGACCCUCCAAGAAAAACAGAUGUACAUAGGGAAGACACCCAUCAAUGUCUUCCUAGGAGUCCCCUUUUCCACACCUCCAGUAGGUGCCCACAAGUUUGCUGCCCUGGACCCCCUAGAGCCCUGGAAAGGAAUAGACACCACCACCUACGCCCCUCUCUGCCUGCUGGGGCCCUGGGGGCAGAUCACCUACACGUGCUUCAACACAUGGAAACAAUACAAGCGGCUGCGCUUCAGAGAGAGUUGUCUGUACCUGAACGUGUAUGUCCCUGUGCGCACGCGGGGGGACCCUCUGCUGCCUGUAUGGUUCUCAGGAAGCACCUUCCUCGUGGGCUCCGCCUCCACGCUCGACGGCUUCGAACUGGCGGCCCGCGAGAAAGUGGCGCUCACGCUUCUGCAGCACAGGCUCAGCAUGCGGAGCUUCCUGAGCACGGGCGACAGCCAGGCCUGCGGGAACUGGGCGCUGCUGGACCAGGUUGCGGCUCUGCGCUGGGUGCAGAAAAACGUCGCGGCCUUUGGCGGAGACCCAGGCUAUGUGACCCUGUUCGUCCAGUCAUCAGAGGCCAUGUGCAUCUCGAGACUGAUGAGUGCAAUGAUGUCAUUCCUAGCCGGGGCUCUUUUCCAUCAGACCAUUUUCCAGAGCACCGCAGUACUCAGAGUCUUCAUCACUCCUGAACUGCUGAAGGUGACAAAGAAGGUUGCCUGCCUGGCAGGCAGCAACCACAACAGCCCAUGGAUUCUGGUAAACUGCCUGAGGGUGCAGUCAGGGGCUGAGGUGAUGCAUGUGCCCGAGAAGAUGAGAUUCUUCCACCUGAACUCCCAGGAAGACCCUCAAGAGAUCAUGUGGUUCAUGAGCCCUGUGGUGGAUGAUGACGUGUUCUCAGACAACCCUGUGGUGCUCUUGACCCAGGGGCAGGUUGCACCUGUGCCCUACCCUCUGGGUGUCAACAGCCUGGAGUUCAGUCGGCUUUUGCCUUUUAUGCCACUUCACUGCCUACUGUAUGCGUUUGGGUACCACGCUCCCACUGGCAUCAUUAUCAAACCCUGCACUGAUGGGGCAGACCAUGGGAAUGAGAUCUGCUUCAUCUUUAGGAGUGCCUUCUCCACAGACCAUUCCACAGGUGAGGAGAAGGUGCUGAGCCUUCAGAUGAUAAAACACUGAGCCAAUUUUGCCUGCACAGGAAACCCCAAUGGUGAGACACUGCCCUACUGGCCAUGCUACAGCAAGAAGUACCUGCAGCUAGAUUUCACCAUAAAAGUGGGCUUGAGGCUCAAGGAGGAGAAUAUGGCCUUUUGGAUGAGGCUGUGCCAGCAUUAA